This is a messenger RNA of Erpetoichthys calabaricus (reedfish), 703 nucleotides long. RefSeq names its product acyl carrier protein, mitochondrial-like. Gene Ontology annotation, biological process: fatty acid biosynthetic process. Lineage: Eukaryota; Metazoa; Chordata; Cladistia; Polypteriformes; Polypteridae. Gene Ontology annotation, molecular function: acyl carrier activity; acyl binding. Bases 49 to 504 code for a protein of 151 amino acids. The transcript has 5 exons. Gene Ontology annotation, cellular component: mitochondrion. The record is from RefSeq and is a predicted model, not a curated record.
CAAAGGCUCUCUGCGUAGGUGCAUUGUGGGAUAGUUUCUCCUGCAGAGAUGGCGGCGCGUGUUCUGUCCCGGUGUGUCCGCUCAUUCGUUAGGUCGUCCGCCAUCUUCACCCCUGCCAGUACAUGUACCCGAACUUUAACGCUUCCCAGCUGCCAGUCUUUCUCUUUAAUUACCGACUCUCGGCGGCGCACGCUUCCACAGGUGUACAACCCGGUCACGCAGUUAAGCAGACAGUAUGGAGACCUGCCCCCUCUUACGCUGGACAGUGUACAGGAGAGGGUCCUCUACGUCCUGAAGCUUUAUGACAAGAUCAACCCAGAGAAGUUAACAGCCACAUGCCAUUUUAUGAAGGACUUGGGCUUGGACAGUCUGGAUCAAGUUGAGAUAAUCAUGGCCAUGGAAGAUGAGUUUGGAUUUGAAAUUCCAGAUUCAGAUGCAGAAAAGCUGAUGACUCCUCAAGAGAUUGUAGAUUAUAUCGCGGAUAAGAAGGAUGUUUAUCAAUAAAGGCCUUCUUCUGCAAAGGUCAAACAGUGAAAUCUCUGGAUCUCUUCCAGCAACUUAUUGAGUUUCAGUUGGAUUGAUAGAUGGCGUUGACAUUUGAGUUUGUCUUGUUCAGUGUAUCAUCCAGUCAGUUUUCUGAACGCGUUUAUAUUUAAAGGUUGUAUUAAACGUGUGAGUUCAAAUAAACAACAUGUUAACUUUC